GGACUUUCUGAUAAGGAAGAAAAAAGGAAAUCCAGAUUUGGAAUUUAGGUGAAGCUAAAAGGCAGCCUUUAAAUCAUAUAAAAUCUGUAUUUUUAUGCCCAAGAUAUUGCCAAAUGAAUGACAAUAUGUCCGUCGAGCAGGUGCAGACUGAAGAUUUUGCAGACCUGAAAGCAUUUGAACAGAGGUUGACAGAGGUUGUAGGUUAUCUUCGUCCAUAUGCAUGGAGAUGGACAGUCGUGCUUAUAGUGAUAGCAGUAUGUACAGCAUGUGGAGCAUGGUAUUGGCUAUUAGAUGAAGAAACAUCCAAGGUAUCUUUCAUUCAGUCUUUGAAGAAUCACCCUUUCUUUGCUAGCAGUGGUUCUACACUAAUUAUCCUUUUCAUGGCAGGCAUUCAUAAAAGAGUUAUUUCACCGGCAAUAAUUACUGCAAGAUGUAGGAAAGUUCUAGCAAAUUUCAACAUGUCAUGUGAUGAUACUGGAAAACUUAUUUUGAAGCCUCCUCGAAGUGGUAGUGCACCAUACCGACCCAACACUAGAUGGCCAAAUGACCAACAGUCUGAGCAUACAUCACAUCAACAUAAUCAAUGAUAUAUUAUUUGAUAUUAAUCUUAGAUCGAUCUUAUGACGAUUCAUGUACAGUAUUACUGUUGAUGGGACUAAAGGGGAUGUUGCAAGAAAUUUGUUUGUGAUCGAAUACAAAUAUCAAUUCACAAGUCUACAAUUGAUCUAUGUCUGCGACGAAUUGUCAGCUUUUGCUUUCUCUUGCUCAAAAUUGACCAGGAGGUAAUUUCAAAGUUCCAAUUAAUUGCAGGACUUAUGAUUGACUUCUGACCUACAAUUGAUUCACAAUUAAUCAAAAGUUUCUUGCACACCCCCAGUAAGCCUUUGUGAGACAUGGUGCAACACAGCUAAGCAGCAGAUCCCAGCAACAUUUUGUAAUUGUGAUCAUAAGACAUCAAAACACGUCUUCUGCUUGCUCAAUAUUUUCUUAUGAUAACCAGGGGCGGUAUUCUGAACAUUGUCUUUUCUCCAUAUUUUAUCUUUUCUCAGAGAUAUGAAAAAAUCGGUAUUCUGGUGGAUGUCAUAACUUUUGUCACAAAAAUUGUCAUAAAUUUUGUCUCUUCUCUUUAACGCGCAUCAAAAAUACGCGGCUUUAAAUGCGCGAAAUCCUUUUUUACAAGGAAAAUAUAUGACAAAAGUUAUGACAGGGGGGUAGCAGUCAUAAAUUUUGUCAUAUCUUUUAGUACCAAAUAUGCCGAUACCCUGCCGACUGAAUGUCAAGCAUAUAAUGAUAUUAUUUAGAUUAGAUUGUGGUAUUAGUUUCACUCAUCAUCCAUGACAAUUUUCAAAAUUAUUUUUUCAUGCUACAAUUAGUUAGGCCCUACAUAUUAAUUCCUCCUUUUUUUCUCUGUUUUCCUUCUUUUUCUACUUCUCUUCUAAAAUCCUUCACAGCUACCUGUCACUCUUUGUAAUUAAGCGCAUCAAUACACGAGUAGUUGCGCGAUGCCAGCAACUGUAUUGGGGAUACGCCCUACCUGCAACGGGGCCUUCCCAUUGGCUAGAAGGGCUCCCACUGGGAACUAACAAUGAUUUUGAUUGGUUUGCUUCCGAAAAGAUGGGCGGGAAUUUUGAGAGAUAUGACAGGGAAAAGACAAUGUUCAGAAUACCGAUUUGUGACAAUCAUAGCGGUGUCACAUCUCGGAGAGAAAUUACAAAAUUUAUGACAAAAGUUAUGACAGUGUUCCAGAAUACCACCCCUGAUGAACCCUGCUGUCCAGUCAGAAAUUGUGCAGCUUUUGCGGACAAAUUUAUGAAAUCAUUCCUGGGCCCCGUUGUACAAAGAGUUACGAUUAAUCCGAUCAAUCGUAACUAUGGCAAGCCAGCAAAGUCAACAUACGAAAUGCAUGUUUGUCAAAAAAAAAUUCUAGAUAUGAAUGCAUAUCCAUAAAUUCAUUGAUUUCUUGACAACUUGGGGUGUUCUCCUUUGAUUACAAAGGACAUUUUGCAAAUUUCCUGUAGAAAAAAUUAUGACACUGAUGGAUUUCCAUAGAGUUACGAUUGAUCAGAUCAAUUGUAACUCUUUGUACAAUGGGGCCCAGGGGUCCAUCUUACAAAGACUUGCGAUUGAUCUAAUCAACCACAACUAUGGAAAGCCAGCAACCUCAACAUCUGGAAUGCAUGUUUGUUCAAGAUAUUUUCUAGAUAUAUUGAUUCUUAAUAUUUCUAUUCAAUUUCUUGUGAAUUUAGUGUGAUUUUCUUUGUUUACAAAUAACAACGCGCAAAUUUCCUGAAGUAAAAAACUAGGGCAUUGAUACAUUUCCAUAUAGUUGAGGUUGAUCGGAUCUAUCGUAACUCUUUUUAAGGGGGAAUCCAGCCUUGGCCAUAAAAUGUUGUGUUGGGAAGGAGAAAAAUAAAUUAAACAGAAUGGUGAAAGUUUGAAAGAAAUCGGACAAGCAAUAAGAAAGUUAUAGCUGCUUUAAAAUUGAGAUCACUAAUACUAUGUAGAUUUCAAAUUGGCAACUGGGUAAGUAAAUUAUGACAAGGGGCAAGGACAACUUUCCCAUAGGCCAUGUACUUUAUUAUCAGAGAUUUGUGGUUUUCUCCUAAGUACCCAUUCCCCUGGGGCAGUAAUCUAAAUAUAAUCCAGGUAAUAUAUUGUUUUAUGUCCUCAUGAAAGAAACAUAUAAUUUGAAAUAAAACUUUUGGGAAAAAUGACAUUUUAGCCAUAAUAUGUAUUGGAGUACAUGGAAGAGUAGUCCUUGCCUUACAUCACUAUUACAUCCCAUAUGUGGCAAAUUUGAAGUCUCCAUGGGUAUAGUAAUUACCAAUAUUUACAACUUUCAAAAAUUCAUAAUUUUCUUAUUGUUUGUCCAAUAUUGUUCAAACUUUCACCUUUCAACUUGUCUGAUUUUUCUUUCCCUUAUAAAAACAAGUUUUUAUUUGGGUUGGAUUCCCCUUUAAGAUGGAGCCCUGACAUCAUAAUUAACUCAUUGUGAUACCAUAUAAUAUGGCUCCUACUAUCAUAACGAAAAGCAACUUUAGAUAAUUAUUUUUUUGUGUGUGUAAUGCAUGGUGAAGAGGAGGCGACAUAUCUGAAUGUAGCCUAUAAUCUAGGCGGAGGCUGCAGCUUUUGUCUUUACGAGUCUGAUGCUGGUAUGCGAAACUUUGGCAAUACAUCAUGACGCGGAAGACUGAUUGAUUAAUGCAUCUGAAGCUACAGAUGCUUUGAGAAAAAAAUUAUAAUUUAGUAUAUAUCAAAUGAGUGAAUUGUUGCUACCAUUUGUCACAAUCUACUCACCAAGCAUGCUUAGAAAAAAACACCAUUUGAUUUAGUACAUGCCCCACUGAAACAUUUUUUUUCCUUCUAUUUUGGGAGAACCCCCCCCCCCCCCUCCUGCUGUAAAUGGCUGACACUGACUUGUGAUCUGCAUAACGAGACAGAAACUUCUCAUCAAGCCAGCAUCCCACCAACUGGAUAAAGAGCAAGUUUUUUGUAACUGUAUGAUAAUAGCAGAUCUUUGUCGAUGUUGGCCCCGUCUUACUAAGAUUUGCGAUUGUUCCUAUCAACCACAACUAUGGAAAGCCAGCAACUUCAACAUCUAAAAUGCAUGUUUUUCAAAAUAUUUCCUAGCUAUGCUGUGUAGUCAUACAUUCAUUGUUGUCUUGAAAAUUUAGUGUGCUUCUCUUUGUUUGCACAGGACUUUGUGCAAAUUUCCUGAACCAAAAAUUAAGACAUUGAUGGAUUUCCAUACAGUUGAGAUUGAUUGGAUCAAUUGUAACUGUUUGUAAGACAGGGAACAUUUUAUGAAACAAAUGAUUUUCACUGGCUAUUGUAGCAAAUCCUUGCAUCUGAUUGGUCGAGAGCAAUAGUAGUAGGUAAAAAUCUGUGACAGAAGCUUCCCAUGAAAAGCUCCUUGGUAUAAAUUACAUGUAGUUCUUUAGCUCAUAAGAAUUUUUUGUUAUGGUGUAUUAUAUUGUAUUAAAGUUAGUACACCCUAGCUAAGAAAUACCUUGCAGAGUAUUUAGAAUUAUUUGGGUAUAAUCAACCUGCCAUCAAUGUGAUCAAUUAAUAAUUUUGAAUAAAUGGGUCAAAUAUUUAAGGGGAAGACUGGACACUUAUGGGGAAAGGUGCCCACUAGCGUUGGGUAAGUAAACCUUCACACAUCGGCAUGCAGCUGUGUAUAAAACAUAUGGGGAAAAUGAGAGGGGAAUUGGGAGAGGGCACCAUGGCGGCGCAUGGGGAUAAUUCCACCUUUUCAUUCCCAGAUACCUCCAAGAUAUAUUCAUUGCUAAUUUUAUGAAAGAAAACUGAAGACAAAAAAUCUUUAAAAUCUCAAAAUUGUCUAUUCCUUCACCCCUCCACCAUAUGAUUAGAUAUGAGGGAAAUGGUGGAGGGGUGAAGGAACAUGUAUUUCACAAGUCUAUUUGCCUUGUUUGAAUUGUGUGUAUUUUGUUUUCUUUAUUGUAAAGCGCGUAGAGAAACUUUCAGUUUAUUAUUAUUAUUAUAAGAGAAAUAUAAUUAGUAUUACUCAACGCUGUGGGGUGCUCUUCCCAAGCAUUUCAUUAAGCGCUCUAUUGACUGUCCAGUCUUCACCUUGUGUAGUGUCUUUGAUGUUAAUUUCCAUAAACAGAUGGCUCAUUAAUGCAGUAUCAACAGAAUCACCUGGGGGUCCCAUCUCAUUAAAAAGAAGUUACAACUA
Molecule: messenger RNA, 4699 nt
Organism: Lytechinus pictus (painted urchin)
Lineage: Eukaryota; Metazoa; Echinodermata; Echinoidea; Temnopleuroida; Toxopneustidae
Product: nuclear envelope phosphatase-regulatory subunit 1-like
Exons: 6
Coding region: 114-587 (157 amino acids)
Cellular component (GO): Nem1-Spo7 phosphatase complex; cytoplasm
Source: RefSeq, a predicted model, not a curated record